Molecule: messenger RNA, 1353 nt
Organism: Yarrowia lipolytica CLIB122
Lineage: Eukaryota; Fungi; Ascomycota; Dipodascomycetes; Dipodascales
Biological process (GO): phospholipid catabolic process
Molecular function (GO): hydrolase activity, acting on ester bonds
Source: RefSeq, a predicted model, not a curated record
AUGCUCUUUGCUCCUACCAUCCUCUUUGCCAUUGUGGCCGGUGUGUCUGCCCAGACCACCGCCUCCAACGACUACAUUGCCUACGAUGAGAUCGUUUCCAAGGCCACCCGAGCCGCCUCUUUCUCUACCAUUGACCCCAAGGCCACCGAGAUCGCCAAGGCUGCCGAGACCGCCGUCUCCAACUCGUUCAAGGACAAGCCCGUUGUCAAGGGUAAGGUCUUUGACAAGUUCUACCAGGUGUGGCUCGAGAACACUGACAAGUGGAAGGCUCAGGAUGAGCCCGGUCUUGUCGAGCUCCAGAAGCAGGGUAUCACCCUCACCAACUACUGGGCCCUUACCCACCCCUCCAUGCCCAACUACGUUGGUUCCGUUGGUGGUGACUACUUUGGUAUCUUCGAUGAUGCCUUUGUUCGAGUCCCCGAGAACGUGUCCACCGUUGUCGACCUGCUCGACUCCAAGAACAUCUCUUGGGGUGAGUACCAGGAGCACCAGCCUUACACUGGCUUCAAGGGUAUGAACUACUCCCGACAGUCCGACUACGCUCCUGACUACGUCCGAAAACACAACCCUCUCAUCAUCUACGACUCCGUUGUCGCCAACCCCAACAACCUGGGUUACAUCAAGAACUACACCGAGUUUGACAAAGACGUCAAGAACAAUGACCUCCCCCAGUGGGCCUUCAUCACCCCCAACAUGACCAACGAUGGCCACGACACUGAUAUCUCCUUCUCUGGCCAGUACGUGACCAACUGGAUCAAGCCUCUGCUCAACAACACCGACUUCUUCAACGAUAACCUCGUCAUCAUCACCUUCGAUGAGAACGAGACCUACGAGAAGCCCAACUCCAUCUUUGCCGUUCUGCUUGGUGGAGCCAUCCCUGAGCACCUGCGAGGAACCACCGACAACACCUUCUACGAUCAUUACUCCAACAUUGCCACCGUUGAGGCCAACUGGGAGCUCCCCCAUCUUGGACGACACGAUGUCAACGCCAACGUCUUCCAGUUUGUUGCCGAUGAGCUCAAGAUCCAGAACCACAACGUCUCCACCGAGGGUCUGUACCGAAACGCCUCCGAGCCCGGUUACUUCAUGGACAACACUCUUGCCAUCCCCGUUCCCGAUCUGACCGCCAUUGGUACCUCCGGCAACAAGAUUCUGCCCAAGAUCGCCCAGGUUUGGGGUAAGGCUGCUAACGCCUCCACUAACUCCACUUCCUCUGCCACUGCUGGCGCCGGCGCCACUGGAGGCAACUCUACCGCCCCCACCCUCACCCCCUCGAAUGCUGUCAAUGGAGCCACCCUCGCCACUCUUUCCGGCGCUGCUCUUGUCGGUGCCAUUGGCGCUCUUCUUCUAUAG